Acinonyx jubatus (cheetah) is the source of this 2704-nucleotide messenger RNA. It is a transcript of the gene SVOP, whose product is annotated as SV2 related protein. Gene Ontology annotation, biological process: transmembrane transport. Gene Ontology annotation, cellular component: membrane. The transcript is spliced from 16 exons. NCBI's taxonomy places the organism in Eukaryota, Metazoa, Chordata, Mammalia, Carnivora, Felidae. The record is from RefSeq and is a predicted model, not a curated record. Gene Ontology annotation, molecular function: transmembrane transporter activity. Bases 299 to 1945 code for a protein of 548 amino acids.
AAAACAUCACCAACCACGGAGAGCCUGUAAAUUCCUCUAACCAGAAGGGCUCUCCCCGCCCCCUCUCCCCGCGCUGCCUGCUCUGCCCUCCGCCUCCUCCUCUCCGCCCACUCUCCUGGCGGCGGCGGCUUUGUCUCGUGGGCUGGUCCCCGGCGGCUCCCUCCCCCGAACAGCUGCCGCCGAGGGAGGAAGCGGCGCGGGAGCUGUCCAGCACCCCGGUGCUGAAACCCCGACCGCGAGCCAUCCACCAACACCAUGUAAGGGCCAUGAAAAGGGCUCGUCCUGGCGCAGCGCGGACAUGGAGGAGGACUUAUUCCAGCUAAGGCAGCUGCCGGUGGUGAAAUUCCGUCGCACGGGCGAGAGUGCCAGGUCAGAGGAUGACACGGCUUCGGGAGAGCAUGAGGUCCAGAUUGAAGGGGUCCGCACGGGCCUAGAGGCUGUCGAGCUGGACGAUGGGGCAGCUGUGCCCAAGGAGUUUGCCAAUCCCACUGACGAUACUUUCAUGGUGGAAGACGCGGUAGAAGCCAUUGGGUUUGGAAAAUUUCAAUGGAAGCUGUCGGUGCUCACGGGCUUGGCCUGGAUGGCCGACGCCAUGGAAAUGAUGAUCCUGAGUAUCCUGGCUCCCCAGCUGCACUGCGAGUGGAGACUCCCCAGCUGGCAGGUUGCGUUGCUGACCUCGGUAGUCUUUGUGGGCAUGAUGUCCAGUUCCACCCUCUGGGGAAACAUCUCAGACCAGUACGGCCGGAAAACAGGGCUGAAGAUCAGCGUGCUCUGGACCCUCUAUUACGGCGUCCUCAGUGCUUUCGCCCCCGUGUACAGCUGGAUCCUGGUGCUCCGGGGCCUGGUGGGCUUCGGGAUCGGAGGGGUCCCCCAGUCGGUGACGCUGUACGCGGAGUUCCUUCCCAUGAAGGCCAGAGCUAAGUGUAUCUUGCUGAUAGAGGUCUUCUGGGCCAUCGGGACAGUGUUCGAGGUGAUCCUGGCCGUGUUUGUGAUGCCCAGCCUGGGCUGGCGCUGGCUGCUCAUCCUCUCGGCCGUCCCGUUGCUCCUCUUUGCGGUUCUGUGUUUUUGGCUGCCGGAGAGCGCAAGGUAUGAUGUGCUGUCCGGGAAUCAGGAGAAGGCCAUCGCCACCUUAAAGAGGAUAGCGACAGAAAACGGAGCCCCCAUGCCGCUGGGGAAACUCAUCAUCUCCAGACAGGAAGACCGAGGCAGAAUGAGGGACCUUUUCACGCCCCAUUUUAGGUGGACAACCUUGUUGCUGUGGUUUAUAUGGUUUUCCAAUGCGUUUUCUUACUAUGGAUUAGUUCUGCUCACCACUGAGCUCUUUCAGGCAGGAGAUGUCUGCAGCAUCUCUAGCCAGAAGAAGGCGGUAGAAGCAAAAUGCAGCCUGGCCUGUGAGUACCUGAGUGAGGAGGAUUACAUGGAUCUGCUGUGGACCACGCUCUCUGAGUUUCCAGGUGUCCUUGUGACUCUGUGGAUUAUUGACCGCCUGGGCCGCAAGAAGACCAUGGCCCUGUGCUUCGUCAUCUUCUCCCUGUGCAGCCUCCUGCUGUUUAUCUGUGUCGGAAGAAAUAUGCUCACUCUGUUACUCUUCAUUGCAAGAGCGUUUAUUUCUGGAGGCUUCCAGGCAGCCUAUGUUUACACACCUGAGGUCUACCCCACGGCAACUCGAGCGCUCGGCCUGGGCACCUGCAGUGGCAUGGCGAGAGUGGGUGCUCUCAUUACUCCGUUCAUUGCUCAGGUCAUGCUGGAAUCUUCCGUGUACCUGACGCUGGCAGUUUACAGUGGCUGCUGCCUCCUGGCCGCCCUGGCCUCCUGCUUUUUGCCCAUCGAGACCAAAGGCCGCGGACUGCAGGAGUCCAGCCACCGGGAGUGGGGCCAGGAGAUGGUCGGUCGAGGGGCGCACGGCACAGGCAUCACCAGGUCGAACUCUGGCUCUCAGGAGUAGUGACCGAUGCAGGGCUGAGCUGGUCUUUGGGGCUGUAGAAGGCAGGGAGCUGGUGGAACCCAGGUGGGGCACCGACCGUCACUGCCGACAUCCAGAACUUACCCGGGGGGGACAACCUGGACCAGCAGGGUUUUGUGUCUUGACUCUGUUUGCUCGUAUUCAUCGAGAUCCACCUGGGAAUGGGGAGGCAUUUGCUCUGGGGGGUUCUCUGUGUGUGGGGGGGGGAGGUUUGUCAAUAACCUGUGGACCUGCACGGGAGAACGGCCACAUGAGGAGUGGCCGGUGUCCCCGAAGGCCAACCGGGCGCCACCCGGAGUCAGCCAGUCGCACCCUUGGUGAACAAUAGCCAACAAAUCUCUGUAGAUACAGUCCAGGCCCAGAGCCCCGUUAAGACCUGCCACCCAGGGAGUCAGCACCUGCCAUCCACCAACAGUACCUGUUCAGUAGGUUCUCCUACACCCCCAGCCCCAGGCUUUCUUCUCUGAAAUCGCGGGCGACCCAGAUGUGGCUUGAACAGCUUUUUCCUGGGUCUGAGAGGCGCCCUCUCAGAAGGGGCUCCUCGGUUUGCCUCCCCAUGGCCUGCCCAGUGGACACUCUGGCAGAUGGACGUGCAUUUGAACUUGAGCCACGUGUCCCCUCCUGGCCCCUCUGGGGCUGCCCUCCCUGACUCCAGGGGAUGCACAUGACCAAGGGGACAGCCGGGCUUACCCCAGAUGACACCCCCAGAAAGCUGUCGUCCUCUCCCGCCCCCAGGAAUUG